GCCUGUACUCUCAGGGGACAACCUUGGAAUCUGUCCUCCCCUCCCAACUCCAGGUUAAAAACCUCAGCAGCACGUGCUGUUUGCAAAACUGCCUGCCACCGACCAGAGAUCUCACUCACAAGGGGAGCCAGCAUGUCAGCUGUGGUCCUGGAGAAUGGAAGCCCUGGCAGGAAACUCUCUGAGGGACAGGAAACAAGCUAUAUUGAAGACAACUCCAGUCAAAAUGGUGCCAUAUCACUGAUCUUCUCACUCAAAGAAGAAGUUGGUGCCCUGGCCAAAGUCUUGCGCUUAUUUGAGGAGAAUGAUAUAAACCUGACCCACAUUGAAUCCAGACCUUCACGCCUAAAGAAAGAUGAAUAUGAAUUUUUUACCUAUCUGGAUAAACGUAGCAUGCCUGUCCUGGCAAACAUCAUCAAGAUUUUGAGGCAUGACAUCGGUGCCACUGUCCAUGAGCUUUCUCGGGAUAAGACAAAAGACACAGUGCCCUGGUUCCCAAGAACCAUCCAAGAGCUUGACAGAUUUGCCAAUCAGAUUCUCAGCUAUGGAGCAGAACUGGAUGCAGACCAUCCUGUGAGUCCCCCACAUCGGUGCCCCUUCCAAUGCUCCUUCUUCCUCUUUUUUACAUUUGCUCUGCUGGAGACAAAUAUUUCAUGCCUGUAUUCUAGUGGUCAGCCCAUCCCUCAAGUGCAAUACACGGAAGAAGAAAAGAAAACAUGGGGGAUGGUAUUCAGGACCCUGAAGUCCUUGUAUAAAACCCAUGCUUGCUAUGAGCACAAUCACAUCUUCCCACUUCUGGAAAAGUACUGUGGCUUCCGUGAAGAUAACAUUCCACAGCUGGAAGAGGUUUCUCAAUUUCUUCAGAGUUGCACUGGAUUCCGCCUCCGACCUGUGGCUGGCCUGCUUUCCUCCCGGGAUUUCUUGGGUGGCCUGGCCUUCCGAGUCUUCCACUGCACUCAGUACAUCAGACAUGGGUCCAAACCCAUGUAUACACCUGAACCUGACAUCUGCCAUGAACUGUUGGGACACGUACCCUUGUUUUCAGAUCGCAGCUUUGCUCAGUUUUCCCAGGAAAUUGGCCUUGCCUCUCUGGGUGCCCCUGAUGAGUACAUUGAGAAACUUGCCACAAUUUACUGGUUUACUGUGGAGUUUGGUCUCUGCAAACAAGGAGACUCCAUAAAGGCCUAUGGUGCUGGGCUCCUGUCAUCUUUUGGUGAAUUACAGUACUGUUUGUCUGGCAAGCCAAAACUCCUCCCCCUGGAGUUGGAGAAGACAGCCACCCAGGAGUACACUGUCACAGAGUUCCAGCCCCUCUACUAUGUGGCUGAGAGUUUUAAUGAUGCAAAGGAGAAAGUGAGGAACUUUGCUGCUACAAUCCCACGGCCCUUCUCAGUUCGUUAUGACCCAUACACUCAAAGGAUUGAGGUCUUGGACAAUACUGAGCAGCUUAAGAUUUUGGCCGACUCCAUCAACAGUGAAGUUGGAAUCCUUUGUAGUGCCCUCCAGAAAAUAAAGUGAAACCAUGGACAAAACCUGUCAACUGAGAAUCUGUUGAUAGAAAUCUGUUGAUGGAAAUUUCAUUUCAUCUGAAAAAGUUUGAAAAGUAAACCUUAAUUUGAAUUGACAGCCUUAAAUCUUUUUUGGAACAAGAUGGAGGAUGAACAAAUAAAUCAAAAUAACUUGAAAUGACAGCAUAUUAAUGCAUAUCCAAAAGCAUAAUCUUCUGGGGUCAUCUUUGAUUUAGAGAUGAUAAUCCCAUACUCUCAAUUCAGUUAAAGUCAAUAAUCUGUCACCUUUCAUCAACAUUAAUUAAAAUUGGGAACUGAUUUACUCAAGCUUCAUAUAUGCUUUUGUUAUUGGCCAUAGAGAAUUCCUAAAGGAAUAUAUAUCACUCAAUAUAAAACACAAGCCUCUUAUUAGAAUUGAAUUUGUUGAUUUAAUAUAAAUUUAACUUACAAAAGUCAUUUUCUGUUUCAGUAAACUAUAAUUCUAAUUAUUGUUGUGUUUUACUCAUGUAAUUUCCUUUAAUUCAAGAGCUCAUUAAAAUAGUUAUAAAUAUUGAAGUUCAUAACAUAAUAUUGAAACAC
This is a messenger RNA of Lontra canadensis (Northern American river otter), 2084 nucleotides long. It is a transcript of the gene PAH, whose product is annotated as phenylalanine hydroxylase. The coding region runs from base 133 to 1515 and encodes 460 amino acids. Gene Ontology annotation, biological process: L-phenylalanine catabolic process; L-tyrosine biosynthetic process. The record is from RefSeq and is a predicted model, not a curated record. NCBI's taxonomy places the organism in Eukaryota, Metazoa, Chordata, Mammalia, Carnivora, Mustelidae. The transcript is spliced from 12 exons. Gene Ontology annotation, molecular function: phenylalanine 4-monooxygenase activity; iron ion binding.